Messenger RNA from Homarus americanus (American lobster), 1451 nucleotides. Its product is annotated as netrin-1-like. The transcript is spliced from 2 exons. The record is from RefSeq and is a predicted model, not a curated record. Lineage: Eukaryota; Metazoa; Arthropoda; Malacostraca; Decapoda; Nephropidae. Bases 306 to 1451 code for a protein of 381 amino acids.
CGUCGCACGGGAGAGUUGUGCACUCCCUCGCUCUGAGCCCCUUCCUGUUGUGGCCAGUGAAGAGGGAUAACUCUUGUCGAUCUUUCUCGUGAGAUAAUCUUUGAUUCGUCUACAAGUUAAUGUUGUAGUGGCAUACAGAGUUUUAUAGAUAGGGUGUUUUGUAAUUCGAAGUGAUUUGAAUAUGUGGUAAAUUGAAGAAUGUGUAACAGAUUACGUUAGUGCAACAGUGUCCAAUGUGAUUGUAUCAGUUUCUUUGAUUGAUCUGUAGUGCAAACCGAGGCCUUGACCUUGUGGUUCAAAUAACGAUGGUGUUGUGUAGGUGCGUGGCUUUGGUGGCCGCGUUGAUGGUGCAGGGAAGGUUAGGUGAGGCUACGGGUGGCGGCUAUCUCAAGAUGUUUGAGGCCCAGUACAACCCACCAGAUCCCUGCUACGACGAGUCGGGUGGGCUUCCCAAGAAGUGCAUUCCCGACUUUAUCAACGCGGCAUUCGGGCGGCCCGUGGAGACGUCGAGCACGUGCGGGACUCCUCCCUCGCGCUACUGUGUCACCACACAGGAGAAGGGCGAGGUGAACCGUCAGUGUGACGUGUGCGACGCCGGUGACCCUGCCCGAUCUCACCCGCCUCACUACCUCACCGAUCUCAACAACCCCAAUAAUCUAACCUGCUGGCACUCCGCCCCCGUCGACCCCCUCAAGCCCGACAACGUUACCCUCACACUCUCUCUGGGCAAGAAGUACGAGCUCACCUACAUCAGCCUCCAAUUCUGCGGCCAGAAACCUGACUCGCUCUCCAUCUUCAAGUCCAUGGAUUACGGACGGACCUGGAUCCCUUUCCAGUAUUACUCGUCUCAUUGUCGUAAAGUGUACGGGCGGCGGAGUCGCAUGGUUAUAGGUAAAGCCAACGAGCAGGAGGCUCUCUGCACCGACGCCCACCUGAGCCACAAUGACCCGCUAACAGGCUCUGCUUCAGCCAGGAUUGCCUUCAGCACGUUGGAGGGGCGACCUUCCGCUUACGACUUUGACGCGUCGCCCGUGCUGCAGGACUGGGUGACAGCCACCGACAUCAAAGUGGUGUUGAAUCGUCUUCACCCGGAGCUGGACGAAGCCACAGCCGACAACGAAAGCGUUGCCCAGGAGAGCUUCAGCUAUGCUGUAGCUGAUUUAGCUGUUGGCGGCCGGUGCAAGUGUAACGGCCACGCGUCCCGCUGCAUCCCUGACAAGACCUCGGGCGACCUGGUGUGUGACUGCGCCCAUAACACCGACGGACGCGAGUGUGAGAAGUGUAAACGCUUCCACUUUGAUCGUCCUUGGGGUCGAGCCACCGCCCGCGAGGCCAACGAGUGCGUAGUCUCCUCCCCGCCCCCGGUUAUCCGCACCACCAAACACUUUGUCCUUGCGGCUGAUGCUAUCUUGGGAGUGACACCUGCUACACAGUUUAUCACCCAUCCAUAG